GGCAAUAACAAAAUUUUAUGCCGCAGACAGCAGACGGAGGAAUUUCUCCACCGCAAACCUUGACGCAAACACAAACGCUGACCCUUUUAUCACUAACUGUUUUGCCCCUAUCGACCCUGAAACGCGUUCUGAUCCGAUAACAGUGUAGGUCAUUGACCUUAAAGUGAUGGAAUCGCUGGGGUGCGCUGUCGAAGCAGUUCCCGCCGUGUGUGAAGGAAUGGAGCAAGAUGAUUCGGGCGAGGACAGAGUUAUGCAGCCCGUCAGCACGGACGAAAAUGGACUUGAUGAAAACUACUACAAACACGGGGCAGAAUAUUGGUCGACGGUGCCGGCCACUGUCGACGGAAUGCUCGGCGGCUUUGGCUACAUUUCGCACACCGACAUCCAGGGCUCCGAAUCUUUCUUGAAGAGCAUUUUUAAGCUCAAACAUGCUCCUGGCAGAAAGAGGGCCGUCGACUGCGGUGCUGGCAUCGGCAGAAUCACAAAGCUUCUCCUCCAGAGGUACUUUGACAAGGUUGACCUGGUCGAACAAAACUCUGCGUUUCUUAAAGAGGCCCAAACCUAUUUAGGCGGGUCUAAGCACGUCGACCAGAUGUAUUGCCAAGGUUUGCAAAACUUCAAGCCUAAGGAGGAGACUUACGACGUGAUUUGGUGUCAGUGGGUGCUAGGCCAACUCAAGGACCACGAUUUCGUCCAUUUCAUGAAAGCCAGCAUCAAAGGGCUAAAAGAAAACGGCAUAAUUGUGGUGAAAGAAAACGUGACUUCAAGCGGCGAGGUGGAAGAAGACAAGCAAGACGCGUCUGUGACCAGAUCAGAAGAGGCUCUAUUAGAUCUGCUGACAGGACCCUCUGGCCUGAGAGUGGUGCGCGAGAUGAAACAACCAAGAUUUCCCAAAGGUCUUUUCCCAGUGCGCAUGUACGCCCUUCGCCCUGUCAACAAACCAAAGACUGACGCUUCCAAAGAUCAAAUAGAUUGAAAUUUUUGGAUGUAAUAGUGAAAAAUGAAGGUGAUAUUCACUGCA
This is a messenger RNA of Cloeon dipterum, 1021 nucleotides long. It is a transcript of the gene Ntmt, whose product is annotated as N-terminal methyltransferase. Lineage: Eukaryota; Metazoa; Arthropoda; Insecta; Ephemeroptera; Baetidae. Gene Ontology annotation, biological process: N-terminal protein amino acid methylation. Gene Ontology annotation, cellular component: cytoplasm. The record is from RefSeq and is a predicted model, not a curated record. Bases 167 to 976 code for a protein of 269 amino acids. The transcript has 4 exons. Gene Ontology annotation, molecular function: N-terminal protein N-methyltransferase activity.